AUGGAGUGGCAUCCAAGCCGCUUUUUUGAGCGCAAGGGCAGUCCCUCGCCGUAUGCGCUGCUGGUGCUCAACCAGCCGAUCAAUGACAGGGCGUUUGCUGCUCUCAGCCAGCACGCGUCCUACAUAAUCUGUGCGGAUGGCGGUGCCAAUAGACUGUAUGAUAUGUUGCGAGGCAGGGAGGACGAAGCUGCGAAUCUCCCAAAUGCAAUAGUCGGCGACCUCGACUCCAUCCGCCCAGCAGUACGAGAGUACUACUCUCAGCGCGGUGUUCCGGUUCUAGAAGACCCAGACCAAUAUUCCACGGACUUCACCAAAUGUCUAAAGUACAUCAAUUCACAUGCCGCAGAGAUCCUCGCAUCUCCACGACAAGAAAAGGCAGCCUCCUCUUUCACCGGAGAGACCACGCUCGAGAUCCUAAUUCUCGGCGGGCUAGGCGGCCGCGUCGACCAGGCGUUCUCGCAGAUCCACCAUCUGUACUUGAUGACGCAGACGCAGUGGCAGCUGCACCAGACGACACAACCUGACCAGACUGCCGUAGGCGGGGAUCUCUAUCUUGUCUCUGAAGAAAGUAUUACCUUUAUUCUGCAGAGAGGGAAGAAUGUUAUCUACACCCCUGGGACACGACGGCCAGAUAUUCCACGUGCAUCCUCAACAGCACAGGCAGGAGAAGAAGAGAAGAAGUUCUUUUUUGAAGAAAACAUUGGCAUCAUUCCCCUCUCCGCACCAGCCUCGAUCACAACCCAGGGCUUCGAAUGGGAUGUAGCAGACUGGCACACCGAGAUCGGGGGGCAAAUAUCGACAAGCAACCACAUCCGCGCAGAAAAAGUAGAAGUCUCGACCUCGGUGCCGGUGUUAUUCACAAUGGAGUUGGCAGCAAGGUUAAAGAGGACGUCAUGA
This is a messenger RNA of Penicillium riverlandense, 897 nucleotides long. Its product is annotated as thiamine diphosphokinase. Gene Ontology annotation, biological process: thiamine metabolic process; thiamine diphosphate biosynthetic process. Gene Ontology annotation, molecular function: thiamine diphosphokinase activity; ATP binding; thiamine binding. The transcript is spliced from 3 exons. The coding region runs from base 1 to 897 and encodes 298 amino acids. The record is from RefSeq and is a predicted model, not a curated record. NCBI's taxonomy places the organism in Eukaryota, Fungi, Ascomycota, Eurotiomycetes, Eurotiales, Aspergillaceae.